Messenger RNA from Diaporthe citri, 1452 nucleotides. RefSeq lists its product as uncharacterized. The coding region runs from base 1 to 1452 and encodes 483 amino acids. The transcript has 2 exons. Gene Ontology annotation, cellular component: cytoplasm. The record is from RefSeq and is a predicted model, not a curated record. Gene Ontology annotation, molecular function: oxidoreductase activity. Lineage: Eukaryota; Fungi; Ascomycota; Sordariomycetes; Diaporthales; Diaporthaceae.
AUGGAUGAGCGCGCCAAAAUCCCCGUGACGCUCCCACGCGACAACCCAACCCAGAGCUACUGGCAAGACCCUCCCGACGACAUCGCCGACCUGAGGACGACCCCCAACCUGCCCGGGAGGGCAGACGUCCUCAUCAUCGGGAGCGGCAUCACCGGCGCCACCGUCGCAUGGAACCUGCUGCAGGAUGGCAGUGGCGGUGGUAUGAGCGGCAUUAGUAGCACGCCCCCUAGCAUCGUCAUGCUCGAGGCGCGCCAGGCCUGCUCCGGCGCGACGGGGCGAAAUGGCGGCCACACAAAGGCGGCCAGCUACCGGUCCUUCCUCGCAAACGCCGACGCCCUGGGCACCCCCGCCGCCGCGAGGAUCGCGCGCCUCGAGCUCGCCAACAUCGACGCCGUGCACUCCUUCGCCAGGGAGCACGCCAUCCCGUGCGACUCCAACCCCUGCCGGACCGUGGACAUCAUCUACGACCAGCCGCACUGGCGCGAGGCCCAGGCCGUCGCGGCGAUGCGCGCCGCCCUCGGGCCGGACGACCCCGCGGCCGAGUAUGCCUUCCACGACAGGGAGGAGGCGAAGGCGCGGUUCUACUGCGCGGGCGCGGACCCGGAGCCCGUCGGGGCGGUCAGCUACGCCGCGGGGAGCAUCUCGGGUUACGGGUUCGGAGUGGGCGUCCUGAAGCUGGCCCUGAAGAGGGGCCUGAACCUUCAGACGAACACGCCGGCCGUGAGCCUGGGCCGGUGCCCCGACGGCAGCGGGAGGUGGGAGGUCGGUACGCCACGCGGGAAGAUCAUCGCCGACAAGGUCGUCCUCGCCACGAAUGGAUACUCGGCUCACCUGUGGAAGGCGUUUCAGGGAGCCAUCGUCCCGUUGCGCGGACAGGUCACCGCCCACCGUCCCGGGAGCAACAUGCCUGGCGACGGGCUGCCUACGACGUACUCGUUCAUCUACGAGAACGGGUACGAGUACAUGGUCCCUCGGCCGCCCGGGUCCAAACACGCAGGCGACAUCGUGAUUGGCGGCGGGCUGGUCAAGGCCCCUCACGAGGGCCUGUUCGAGUACGGCACUACGGACGACACCACAAUUAACGAGGACAUCAGCGCGCACCUGCGCGACACCACGGCGCGGUGCUUCGGGCGGAACUGGGGCGAGGACCACCCCGACGGGAGGAUCAGGAGGGAGUGGACGGGGAUCAUGGGAUACAGCCCAGACGGGUUCCCAUUCGUGGGCGAGGUGCCCCGGUCGAGCGGCCUGUGGGCGAGCUGCAGCUUCCAGGGGCACGGCAUGGUGCUCUGCUGGAUGUGCGCGCGCGCGAUGGUGCAGAUGAUGCGUGGCGACGAAGAUCUGGACGGGUGGUUCCCGCGCGAAUUCGUGAUCUCCGAGGAGAGGCUUGCGAAGCGAUUCCGAGGCCGGUUACAUACCUCUGCAGAACCCGUGCAAGACCACCGGCGGGCAUGA